AUGCUGGCCAACCUGCGCUUCCUGGAAUUACAAAAGUUGCUCCUAAACAGGUUUCAAAUUUUUAAGAAUGAAGAAAUAACUGUGCUCAAGAAGGGCAGCAUGAAGACCAUUUUGUACGAGUGGGCUGAGUUCUUAACCAAGGAGCAGCGAGCGACCAACAUGACCCACAUCCCAGAUGAGGUGUUGCAGAGUAAAAGGGUGGCCGACAUAUUGAGGGACGACGUUGAAUGCAGGUGGUUGGUUGGCCGGAUCAACGUGGGCGCUGUUAGCGGCGUUAGUGGGGUUAGCCCUCCUAGCCCCCUUAGCGGUGCUCACCUCGCGCGCGACGACGCCGCUCUCAGCAAAGUGGACCAACUGCACUUGGACGAGUACCCAGAUUUGUUCCAUUACGAGUACCCGCAGUUCCCGUACGACUAUUAUGACAAAAAGAAAAUGAGCAACUUUUACUCCCUCAUGAAGUUCCCCUACAAUGACAUCCUAAACAUUUCGAAGAGGAUCAAGAGGGAGGUCAGCCCCCCGGGUGGUGAUGCUAAGGAGGGGGAGAUGAGGCAGAUGGAGGAGCCGCGCGGGGGAGCGUUGGAAUCCGCGGGCGUGGACGUAGUUGACGACGACUUCGUGAGCUACUCCAGUAACAGCUAUGUGUAUGCCCCCUCGGAGAUGGAGACGUCCAAGGAGAACUACCACGAGUAG
Molecule: messenger RNA, 690 nt
Organism: Plasmodium vivax (malaria parasite P. vivax)
Lineage: Eukaryota; Apicomplexa; Aconoidasida; Haemosporida; Plasmodiidae
Exons: 1
Coding region: 1-690 (229 amino acids)
Source: RefSeq, a predicted model, not a curated record